CUAAACCCGAAUGGGGUCUGUUUAGACAGUUAUCCGGUAGCAAUAAUCGAUUAGGAAUAAAAUUGUUUGCCGUAAUAUAGCUGUGUGAUCAUAUGCACAAAGCUCAUUUCUGAUAAGCACCAGGUAUAUUUCUGCCAUACCAAACUCACCAGGUGUCCUGGAUAUCCCUUGCAGGAUAUAUUCCUACUCCCAAUGUUCGCAAGUUCACGGGUUGUUUAGGGGUGGCGGGAGAUGGGUUCAUUUUUAAAAGAAACUCAUAAGCGAGGGAGCGAAGCCAAACUAAUCUACUGAAUAUGGUAAGGAAAUUUAUGCUAUAGUAGAGAGGAGGAAGCGUGACAUUUCUGUGUUUUUCGAUCCCUCUUGGAAAACUCACUUUUGGACAUAUCGAUUAAGCCAUCUAAACGCAAUUGUCAUUCCUCUGUCAUCUUGAUACUGUUUAGUUGUCCCAUAGGUAGAAUGAAUUGAGUUCUGCGCUACAAUGCUACCAAUCAGUCUCAACCGUAGCCUGACUGUGCAGCAAAGGCCAAAUUGCACCAAUGUUACGUAAUGUUCUUGGUCUGUGCUUUCAUGAUGUGACUUUUAAUAAAACUAAAACAUUUGUCCGUCUACUAACAGAGAAUAACAACAAAUAAGGAACCUUUGACUGGGCUAUAAAGGAUCGAAUUCAGUGGAUUUCAUGAAAUACCUGCGGUACACGUAACGAUAAAAUCUUGACACGUCGACAGAAAGUGUAUAAACUGCGUUCCUUUUAGCACGUAUGAAAAGGGCGGACGCUUCCUUUUUCUCGAAUCAUUGUGUGAUUUUGGAUUCUGUGCGUCGUCAUCGGCCUUGCAUCCGUCUGCUCCCGUGAAAGGGAGGCAUCCAUUUUUUUUCUCCGUUAGCGCCACGAGGGCCAACGACCUGAUAAGGACCAAGACCAGGUGGCUGGUCUAAGUGAAAACAAAGUCACAUGAUAAUGUCUUGAAGAGUGUGGGACAAAAUAACCGUACUUCUGAAGGACUGCGCCAUCUUGUUUCUCAUAUAGGAACCUUCAAAAUAAAUUUCGCAUGCGAGUUGAAGAUUGGUAUAUCCUGGCGCUGUAUAGGGAAUCUGUAACAUCGGGAUACUAGGUCAAAGGAAAUAGAUACAUGAUUAUACAAAUUCUAUAGUAAUUCAGUGAUCACUUUGGCAACACUUAUUUUGGUGGAUCUUUCAAAGAAACAGAUUUAACGGGAGAGUGAUGCAGAGUGUGCAAAUUGUAUUUUAAUAUCGUUUUCUAAAUGAAAUGGUUUUUACGUCUAAGCAAUAAGCUUAUCAGUUAUUUUCGACUUCUUUUUUUUGUGGACAGCGGGAAAAUAUAAAAAAGCUACUCUGAUCGGAUAAAUGUAACACCGGGAAUAUAAUUCACUCUUCAAAGAGAUACAAUAUGACUAUGUAUCCUAAUACGCAUAUUGUUAUCAAGGUCUUAUGGUAAAAUUUGUAGUGUGACUUCCGAUACCAUUUUUAAAACACCUACGAGGAAGGAAGCCGUCAUUGUUUUCUGAAGGAUCUUUCAUUGUUCUAGUAACUCCUGUGGAAGUUUCACGUGAAACAUAAUUUAACUACUAGUUGGGAAUCUCCUCUCGAACAGGAUUUCGGAUAAUACGGAAUUUUACCGCACCAAAUUGUGGAAAUAUUCUGGAGUACCGCGGGGAAUGUCAGCCACUGUGGAACUAGCGACGCGCAAAGUUUGGUAAAGUAGAGGAAUUAGUGUCUUCGAAGAUAUCUUCAAGUUAUUCGCAAUCUACAGCAAUGGCUUCUGCAAGAUCAACGUUGCUGUACUCACUGCAGUUAACAGUCAUAGUUCUGCUUUCAGUUGCUAGUGUGCAAGCAAGACGAUCUCGAGCUCGCAUAAACGACUCUCGUUUCAUGUAUAAGAAGGACGGAACAUGCCCAGCUAGUGAGGUGGUAAAUAGACUCUCGAAUGCAGUUUGCGAUAAUGAAGAAUGUGUAUACGAUGCAGACUGUGAAGGCACAGAAAAAUGCUGUAUCAACAGCUGCGGAGGAAGAUCAUGUGUGGUCCCACAAGAUAUCGUAACGGAUCCACCCGUGAUAUCAGAGGUGGAUGAUCAGUCAGGCUUGUUGACUGUCAAUGAAGGAGAAACUGCAGUUCUUUACUGCAAUGCCUCCUCCAGGAUCCCGACAUCCUUUGGCUGGAUUCUUAUUCAACCUGGAGCGAGCGUCCCAAAUAUUGAUGUCUUUCCCCCUGGCUCGGCCACGGGAAACAAACAAGUGUCUAGCGAUGGGAGAAUAAUGACAGUGACCGGCGCCACGAUCCAGGAUACGGCUAACUACGCAUGCGUGGCAGCUUCCUUACUUGGUUACGUCACAAGGUCUUACCAGCUAUUCGUUCAUGCAACAGGAUCAGGAGGGAUAGUUCACCCUCCGGGCACGAUACGUGGAGAGGAUCAGCCACUCGCUGCAGCGGGAGCAGCGAACAGUAACCCGGAUGUUGCAUCUAAUUGGCCAGAACUUGUGAAUCCCUAUCUGACCGAACUAUCACAGCGGAUAUCAACUACGCCCCCACCGACAGCGGUGCCUACCCCAACAAUGGCUAGCGUGCCUCCCGGUGGCGGUGGACUGGAUGGUGCUUUCCACGGCGUGACAAACUCAGUGUGCCAGCAACCAAGAAACAAGGGAACAUGUAACAGCCAAGAGCAAAGAUGGUUUUUCAACACAUCGAAGGGCAAAUGUGAGCUUUUCACCUACAGCGGUUGUAAUGGUAAUCUGAACAAUUUCCAAACCUACGACGAUUGCAACCGAACAUGCCCGCCUCUCUCCGACAACCCGUGCGAACAGCCGAUCACGACCGGACCUUGCCGAGCGCGUAUCAUGAGAUGGGGCUAUGACAGCAACGCGGGAGGGUGUGUCAAGUUCGUCUAUGGUGGUUGCAGGAAAAAUGGAAACAACUUUGGAACGAGAGAGGACUGUGCCGAUAGGUGUAUGCAAUCAAUGAUGAUCUAUGAGACCCUGCAGCAGACAUCGAGUGCUCGGGUCGCAGAGUGUCGUUGCACAAGGCCUCGACUCAAAAACUGUUUUUGUGCUUCUGAGUUCGCAAUCGAAGGGACCGUUAUUCAGAAGCACAACUCCUUACGUGGUGACAUCCUGGUCGUAGAGGUCGCUAAUGUCUUUAAACAAGGAACCCUGUCGCUGAGGAAGACCGAGAGAUUAACAAAUAACGUCACAAUCAUUCGAGACAUGUCACAAAUCGGGAGGAGUUGUCAGUGUCACAGCCUUGAACCAAAUAGCGUUCCAUACAUCAUCAUGGGCUACGUCAACACGAGGGGAGAUGCGGAGAUUGAUUCCAACUCUUACGUCAGUGAGGCAACACGACGGAGAUCAAACAAACUCGGGAGCCAAAAUAUGAGACCGCAGUACUGUCGGCAAGCCUCGCGCCAGAGCCCCCGCGAGAGAUCGGGCUCUCGAGGACGACAGGAACAAUAGAAUGGAGGACGUAGAGGGCGUCGCAGAGUCACCAGACAGUAGUAGCAUAAGAAGAAAUGACCAGUGGGAUGGUUUCUUACGAUGCGUCAUUCCAUUGCGCCUAUCAACAACGUUGAGCCCAAGAGGUUCCGUCGAACACGAAGCGACUGUUCGCUAAUUUAGCAACUGCCUUAAAGAUUCAACUGGCAUUCGAUGCAACGAUCACAACAUAGAUGAGAGUGGUAUACUGCACAAAGGAGAUCCGUACAAACGGGAGAACUCGUAUCCCCGAAGACUACCUAAAUACCCCCAAAGAAUCUUACUUAGCCUUGAAAUCAGGCCACCAAUCUCCGAAGCGUUGGAAAAUUGUGCAGUGAUUGUGAAUCGUAUCCUGCACAUAGAUAAUCAUGCAAAGACGAUCUCCAACAAUGCCAACAUUCAAGUCAAUAUACUGGGAACUUUUAUGUAUGAGUAAUGAUGAGUCAAAAAAAAUUAGGGCCAUUUCUACAUACUGCCAUCAAAGUAUUUGCCUGUUUGUGUAUCUCAACUGCAUGAUACCAUCUGGUCCAUGCUAGAGUCUGUUAACGUAAUGGAUUGACGCCUCGGUAAUGACCAUACUUCUCAUAUCUAACUUGUAUCUAUUAACGCUGUAAAUCAUUGUACAGGUUUUUACGACUGAUUAUUAUUUGAAUAUCCACAUCAUUACUCAUUAUUUUCAGUUGAGGUAAAGAUAUCGAAAGUGGUCCAACAGAUUAUUUCUUAUUUUAUCAUUGUCAAAUUCGUUGGUAUCAAAAUAUGAUUCCGUAUGUUUUGGAGAAUCAUUUACUCUUUGACAAGGGGCAUUAUCUUACUAGACAGAAAAACCCGAAAACACUUAUUACUACAAUAUGAUUCUCGUAAUGAGAAUGCAAAAGGCGGAGGGAAGUAUCACUAUGCAUGCGUGGAAACGGCGUUCAUUUGGUGCAGUUUGUUUUGUUCAAUUAAAACUUGUUUGUAUUAUUACGCGUUUUCCAAAACAUUCCCGCGCUGCAACAUCAAGUCCAUAAUAAAUCAAUGCAUCGGCAUUUUGAAACCGUAAGGGGAUGGCACAUAAAGGAUAAAAAAAACCUGGAAUAAGUUGGCUGGUAGGAAACAGACAAACAAAAGAAGCAAAUUAAUGAAAUUCUGAGAAAAAAUAAACAGCUAAUGAUAAGAUAGUUAUUAGCAUUUGAAUGUUUGGAUCAUGAAUGUUUUGUUACCCCCCCCCCCCCCACCAUUGGCAAUACGACCAAUAUUUGUCACAGAAGUAAAAUAUAUUUAUUUUGUCCUGACCACUGGAAAUACACACCCGAAAAUAUACUUUGCUCAUUAUAAUGAUACUACAAUUUCUUUUUUCAUGAUAUAUUUCAUGAAACCUGUAUUACAUGCCCAUCCAUGAAAAAGACAACUUUUGAUUUAUUGAUAGACUUGAUAAAUGUGACAAUCUAUGUCAAAUGUGUAGUUAAGUUUAAAUGGGGAAUUGUACAACUGUAAUAUCAGAAUUGUUGGUAUCAUUGCCAAUGGAAAGAUGUCCACGUAAUUAGAGAUAUCAAUAUUCAAAUGCUUUAAACUUUAAUUUUUUGACUCGUUUGAUUUUUUUCUGUUUUCAUGCAAGCUUACUCGAUGCAAGGAAUAAUUAUCCUUUAAUCUUAGUUAGAUAUGGGACAAUUUAUUAGUAUCUGAAUUAGAAUUGGAAUUGCUUUUAUAGUUGUAUUUGUUUAUGUCUUCUAUUUUUUAUUUAGAUGUUUUUUUUCUCUAUUUUACUUUCUUUGUUUAAAAGGGGUAAAGGUUAUUUGUCGUUUUCUUUUGUUCGUUGUUGUCUUGUUUAUCCAACAAAUAAUACUCAAUUUCUUGUCUUGAAGAGGAAAUGAAAGUUACAAUCCUUGAAAUCAUCCUCAGAUAAUUAUUUUCUUUAAAUCUUUGCCGGUUAUGAGGACAAUUUGUGUUGAGCUCUUAUUGAAAAUGUGCAUGUUACAUCAGGGGAAUCUUAUUUUAAACAGAAGCAUAUCUAGCGAAAUCAUCACCAGGGGGGGGCAAAUUACGUCAUUUUUAUAUCUAACGUUGAAAUCACAUCCUUUCCACAUAUCUACAAAAGCGGAUUCUUUAUUUGAUUUUUUUGGGGGGAGAGGGGGUAUUACAUUGAUUUUUCCCCAUCCGUCUCUCUUUCUAUCUUCUUCGUUUUCUAAACGUUAGCACUUAAACCCACUCCCCGAAAUUGGAACCGGGGCACGUUUAUCUGUGACCCCACUGGAUAUGCAACUGAUUAAUAAAUGUAUUUGACAACUAAUUUUAUAUGUAAAGGCAUGUUAACACCAUUCAUGCCACAAUUUGUAACAAAAGUUUAAUCUUUCACGAUUUCCGAGAUGUUGUUGUUUUUUAAUCUAUCUUUAUCAUUUCAGAUAAAUCAAAACUGAUAUAUCAUGCAUCACAUGAAAUCAAAAGUUCAAUCUUAUCUAUAUUUACAACUAUAUUACGUACGCAUUGUAAUUACCAUUAUUCUUAUCUUGUUAGCAGGUGUCUUUUUGUUUAUCAUGAAAUGCCUUGAGUAUCUUAUUAAGAGCCCGUUGCAUAAAAGUUACUGGUAUGGUAAGUUUGCCUUCCAAUGGCUACUACCAUGGUAGUUACCCAACAGCCAAUCAAAAUCAAGGAUUUCAUUAAAUACAUUGGAUGGCAAAGUAAAAACACUUCUAGCUUUUAUGCAACGGGGUCCAGAAAGGAAAAUAAUCCUGUAGAAUUUCUUAUAUUUCUGAUAAAGAAAUAAAAAAUGCAUAAUUAAUGCUUGAUGGAAUAUAAUUUCAUCAUGCUUUUAUUGUAAUGAUACCAUAAAAAUAUGUCUAAAAUUCUUGAAAAUAGAUAAAACUGAAGAUCGUGUUGUUAUUUAAGUUGAAGAUAUAUUAACAUAACAAGAGAAACUUAACAAAGGACAGUUAUGAGGGGCAGUCUUUAUCAUGACAGAAAAGUAUGUCGCAUACAAACACAAGAGUGUAUUUAUUUAUUUUCUUUUAUAAAGAGGAUAAUUAAACCAAGCCCAAUAAAAUAGUCAUUAGAACUAAAGACUUUUUCAUUUUAAUUAUUGUAUAUUAUGAAAUUCAGUGCUUGUCCUGUCAAAAUGGAUUUUAAAAUAACAAGUUACUUUUUUUCAAUACAAAUGUCAAUAGUUAUGCUAAUUUGGGUUGAUAUUGAGUAAUAUAUAAGUAUCAUACCAGGUUUAUUUUUAUGCCAGUUGAUAUAUUAGAAAUUUGGGAAUGUAUUACAAAAACAUUUUACUUCUAACAAAAACAAUUAUGAUAAAACGAUCUUAAUCCGGAUCAACAGUUCAAGUUUUGAUUGUAUUAUUGUUGUAAUUUGGGUUGAUUGUUUUUUUUAAAGUACUGUACAUGAAAGACAGAUUCACAUCAUUUCACAAUGAUACUCUGAAAUGGUCAAUAAUCAACGAAUAAAUACAGUUUCAUUUACAUUUAUUUGCUCUUAAUGGAAAUGUCAUUUUAAUGAUAAUAAUGACAGUGAAUAUUUUGGAGCUCAUUGUCUGGCAAAACGUUAAUGUUAGCGCAGUCAUGAUAGAGAUAUGGGUAAAUAUGACUUAUGGGAACGGCAUAGCUAAGAUUAAGAAAGUGGGCAAAUUAACAUUAUAUUGAUAUGAAUGGAAUCCAACGUAAUUGCAAAGUAAGGUAUAUUGUUAGACAUUAUAGAUGUUGUUAUUAGAAUACGAUCUACAAGAAAUACAAACAUGUUCAGAUUAAGUCCAAUGGUAAAUAAGCACAAGUUAAUUACAAUAAAAAGUUGGGAGUUCAAAUAGUUCAUUCAAAUGAACCCUGCUGGAAAGUGUCACACAUUUUGAUCACCAUGUGUUCACAUGGUGGACUUUGUAAAAAUAUCAUUUAUCCUGUUCAUUUGCUCAAAUUUCACAGUGUGAAGCCAUUUUCACACUGUGGCCACCUCGACACUGUGACUACUUAAAGCGUGUUCACAUGGUCGACUACGUGAAUAUGAUAGUCAUACACACUGUUGAAAAAAAUGCGCAGGUUUAACAGUGUGAAUGUGAUUUCACAGUGUGUUCCAUACUGUGAACACACUGUGGGAUGCUGUGUUCAUUCCAGUAGAGAAGUAUUACAUUGUCGUACACUGAAGCAAUACAUUUAACUGAUAAAUAUUUGAUAAUACGUAUCCUUCUGAAGUAAAUCUGAAAUCUUUUUUUUUCUUCAAAAAUUGUUAACCUUUUAUUUCCAUCGCCAAAAAUCGUAUCAAUCUCUGAGAAGCAUCGGCCAUUUCAAGGAGGCCUACAUUGUGUUUUUUUCUGGUUUACUUUAAAGUACUAACUCUAUAAAAGAAGUUAUCAUGGGGGUACAUAUUAAGCCUAACGGAAUAAGCCCAUACACAGGUGCCUUAUAAAGGAUUCCAAAUUCAUAAAUACAAGGGUUCUUGUAUGUCUUCAUGAAUUAUGUCAUUAAAUGUAAUAAAUAUAUUUUAAAUCAUCCAGUAUAAAACUG
This is a messenger RNA of Lytechinus variegatus (green sea urchin), 7946 nucleotides long. RefSeq names its product papilin-like. Gene Ontology annotation, cellular component: extracellular region. The record is from RefSeq and is a predicted model, not a curated record. The coding region runs from base 1771 to 3462 and encodes 563 amino acids. NCBI's taxonomy places the organism in Eukaryota, Metazoa, Echinodermata, Echinoidea, Temnopleuroida, Toxopneustidae. The transcript is spliced from 10 exons. Gene Ontology annotation, molecular function: protein binding; serine-type endopeptidase inhibitor activity.